This is a messenger RNA of Cephus cinctus (wheat stem sawfly), 744 nucleotides long. RefSeq names its product histone-lysine N-methyltransferase SETMAR-like. The record is from RefSeq and is a predicted model, not a curated record. Bases 1 to 744 code for a protein of 247 amino acids. The transcript has a single exon. NCBI's taxonomy places the organism in Eukaryota, Metazoa, Arthropoda, Insecta, Hymenoptera, Cephidae. Gene Ontology annotation, molecular function: nucleic acid binding.
AUGGAAGCUAACAAAGAGAAAAUUCGGUAUAUUUUACAAUUUUGCUUUGAUAAACGCGAAAAUGCAAGCCAGGCGGCUGAAAUGGUCAAUAGUGUUUAUGGUCCCGAUACUGGCACAGCCAAUUACGCGCGAUUUUGGUCUCGUGGAUUCCGUUCCGGUAUUUUCGAUGUUAAAGAUGCACCUCGCACAGGUAGGCCAAUCGUCGAAAAUGUCGAUAAAAUCAUGGAAGUGAUCGAAGUAGACCGACAUGUUAGCAGUCGUAGUAUCACCCAGGAGCUAAAGAUCGAUCACAAAACAGUUUUAAACCAUCUUCAUAAAGCUGGAUUCAAGAAGAAGCUCGAUGUUUGGGUGCCACACGAAUUGGCGCAAAAAAACUUGAUGGUUUCCAUCUGCGAAACCUUGGUGAAACGGAACGAAAUCGACCCAUUUCUUAAACGGAUGGUGACUGGGGAUAAAAAAUGGGUCACAUACGACAAUAUUGUGCGAAAACGAUCGUGGUCAAAGCGCGGUGAAGCAACUCAAACGGUGGCCAAACCAGGAAUAACCGCCAGGAAGGUUUUGCUGUGCAUUUGGUGGGACUGGAAAGGAAUCAUCUACUAUGAGCUGCUUCCAUAUGGUCAAACACUAAAUUCGGACCUCUACUGUCAACAAUUGGACCAUUUGAAGCUAGCGAUUGACCAGAAGCGGUCGCAAUUGGCCAACAGGAAAGAUGUUGUGUUACAUCAGGACAACGCCAGACCAUAA